AUGGCACUGCGCCAUCCCCCGUCCACUAUGCGUGCUGUUGAGCCGAUAGAGGGCAGUAUGUAUGUCAGAGGUUUUACCCACCAGAUGCGACAGUUUGGUGUUCAGAGGAUGAAGAUUUGUGUGGCAACUAUGCUUUCAAUCGCCUUCAUUCUGGGUAAAUCUGUCAAGCUCCGAGCUUCAGUUACUAGGCAGGUUCCUUCGGGCGGUGAUGGUCAGCAAGGUCAAAAAGGUGAGAUUGGUCAGAUUGGACCUAUGGGUGAGCAGGGAGCACCUGGGAAGCAUGGGCCUAAAGGUGACGACGGGAUGGGUCUGCCCGGCAAGAAAGGUCCGAGAGGGCCACCAGGUUUAGAUGGAGCAACCGGGGAAACCGGUGUCAAAGGUCAAAAGGGUGAGCCAGACACCCGUUUGCCCUUCCAGGAGACCGAGACGCUUAUGCCGGGUACCAUCUUCGAUCUCGAUACCGGUACAUUCACUUGUAAUGCGCCGGGCACCUACGCAUUUACGUUUUCUGUUCUUAAGUUUAUCAGCAGCGAUAACCUGUAUGUACAUCUUGUUAAAAACAACUACAGGGUAAUUACUACCCAUGAAGCAUCAAGUCAACAUGGUCAGGUGUCUGCUAGCGUGGUGCUGGCUCUGCAGAAUGGAGACACGGUGUAUCUAACUAUAUACGGUAGGGUCCAUGGUACUUCCACAGAACAUUUCUCCUCAUUCAGUGGCGUCCUCCUUUGGCCCGAGUAAACAAAAUUAAUCAGGCGAAUAUACACGUGAAGACGUUUGCCAAAUUUUCAAUCGCUUCUCCGUUUACCCGAAACAGUGUAAAAUUUAAAAUAUUUCGUUAUCAAAAAGUUACUUGGAACUGUUGUUCGCGCGUUUAGUACGGCAUUGUAUUCACGAAUGGUUCUGCGUGCUAAAUUGUAGCACUGUGUAUAAGCAUCAUUUAAAAAGAAUCUAAUAACAUACUUACUUAAUGUUCUGAAAUCGUUAUCAUGUUUGGAACUUUAGUACAUACACCUAAUAAUGUAGAAAUAGACGAAACGCCAUUUAAUUUAAAAACCUGUGAAUUGUCAUUUUUUGUUGACUAUGACAAAUGAUUACAUUGACCGUCAAACACACAGCAAUUCAGAGAUACUUUUUUGAAUGCAUAUACAUUCAGAUCAUAGUAUUUCUUACAUUAAAAUGAUUGUAAACUAGACUAGUCGGCCGACGAGUAGUUUAGAAAAGGUCAAAUUGGAACUAAAUAUAAUAACUGCAAUGUCGAUACGUCAUCCACAUAUUCACACAAACGUAUCGGUUGCGCUUUUGUUAAGAUGCGCUGAAAGUGCCCGGAUCGGUGCGGAUUGGUGCGGAUUGCAUUCGUUGUAUAAAUUAGGUUUCUGAUUAUUUGUUCUUGGUUCAUGCCCUCGGAAGCAUGUCCACAGACACCGGUUUAACCCUGAUUUCCAAAUACAUUUCUCACAUCCAACUUCAAUUAAUUAAAAACAAAGUGUAUUUAUGGAUUAA
Molecule: messenger RNA, 1500 nt
Organism: Patiria miniata (bat star)
Lineage: Eukaryota; Metazoa; Echinodermata; Asteroidea; Valvatida; Asterinidae
Product: complement C1q tumor necrosis factor-related protein 2-like
Exons: 4
Coding region: 1-738 (245 amino acids)
Molecular function (GO): protein binding
Source: RefSeq, a predicted model, not a curated record